Caenorhabditis sp. 36 PRJEB53466 is the source of this 283-nucleotide messenger RNA. NCBI's taxonomy places the organism in Eukaryota, Metazoa, Nematoda, Chromadorea, Rhabditida, Rhabditidae. The record is from the annotation of a GenBank genome assembly.
AUGGUAAUUUACGAUUACGAAUGUAUAGUCAGUUCUUCAUCAGCAUACAAAGGUAUCGUUAAAAGAGUUUUUUUCUCGCAAAUAAAUUAGCUCAGGUUCUGACAGCCUGGGUAUCAAGCACGUACCCAAUCAGAUAUCGUAUCGUCUGAUUUGCAACGAAUGUCUCGGUGAGGACUGCGACACUUGUGGAAAGAUCCAGAGUAUCAAUUUCACGAACACGGAUGAUGUUGUGGGAGAGUUUUCGACAUUUCUAAAAAAUGAUCCGAGACUGAAAAAUGCCUAA